AUGGAUAAAAAGAAAAAAGUCAGAAAGAAUAAACAAAAAAAGAAAGAUGAAAAGGAUGAAUUUUAUGUUUAUCCAACUGAAUCCGAGAAUGAAAACGAAGAAAUUUUUGAAAAUGAAUCUGAAGAAAAUGAUGAAGACGAUGCUGAAGAACAACCAAUCACCUUACUUAAAGCUGCAACAGACUGGAUUGAUCAAGAGAAUCAAGAAAAUGUUCAAAACAGCCCAAUUAAAACCAAUGAAACUGAGAAAACACAAACAGAAAGUGGAGGAUCAUGGGGGCAAUUCUUCAUUAAACCAUCAAUAGGAAAUAAAGAUAAAAUGUGGGUAGACAGUCAAAGCCGACUGCGUAAUUUCAUGCCAUCACAAAAUCAAAGUGAAGGUCUUUCUGACAUUCAUUCAACAAAAAGUGGCGAUGAAAAUAUGAAGAACAUUGAAGAUAAAAAAUCAUAUGAAGAAUAUCUUGUGAUUGUUUUGGAUGAUCAUUUAAAAGGAUUUGAAGAAAUUUUCGAAAACAUCCAAUCACGCAUAGAUGAGAUUGUCGAAGAAUAUCCAAACAGUGAAGCUCUUCAUAACAAAGUAAACGAAUGGGUGUCAUUGAUUGAAAAAUUCAACCAUCAAGCAAGAAAGCACAAGAAAGUUAAUAUUGAUUCAACUAUGAUGGAAACACCAUCAAGAUUUCUAAAUUUGAGCCAAAAUGAAGACACUGAAAAUCAAAUCAUUUCAACUCCAUUGAUGAUAAAACGCAAUGAUGAUGAUGCAAAACACAAUGAGGAUAACACAGCUGUAGUCCAGUCCUCCAAUCCAGAAAAAAUCAGUGACAACGACCCUGCAUCUAUUCUGCAAACACACAUUGAAAAACCUUCAAUGGAACAAUCAUCAUUUAGCGAAGAAACUCCAUCAUUAAUGUUGGAGAUGAUAAAAAAGACAGAUGAAGAAGAAAAAAAUCAAAUCAAAAGAAAAUUCAAGAUAAUGAGAAUUGAAGAACAGGAUACUGAAAAGGAAAUCAGUGAUCUAAUUCAAAACACAUCAUUCCUCAACCCACAAGAAGAUCCGUAUAAAACACCUGCAAAAUCAGUUCAUCAAGAACAACCAACAACUGAUAUAAGCAAAACAGAAGAAAUAAUCACAAGGAUGGUACGACCUGAUCGAGAGAAAAAUGUACCAGAAGUAUUUUGUUCACCGUACUAUCUAAGACAAGUAGCAAUGAAGGAAGCAAGAACGGCACACGAAAACAACAUAUCGGGAUAUGCUUUCCAUGCAGAAGGAGAAAUGAUGGAUACUCUCUUUGAAAUUAAACAUCAUGUAUUUCUAUAUAGAUAUGCUGCUGAAACAAUGAGGCCAGGAUUGGAAAUCACCGGAGAAGCUUUACCAUCAAGUGAUAAGGAAGAAACUGAAAAUAAAGAAAAGAUGAUAGAAGCAUUCACAAUGAACAUAGAAAAAAUUCUUCAAGGUGCAAAGCUAAAAAGCAUAAAGGAUUUUAAAAUUAUCCUUGUCCCGAUUCUCUAUUCACAGCAUUUCUUUGUGAUCUCCUUCAAUCUUGAAGAGAAACAAAUAUUCAUCAUUGACAACAGUGCGAAAGAAGAAACAAAUGAAGCUAAAUAUGGGAAUGUGCCUGAAAAUACAAGGAAUGCUUUGGCAGCUUACCUUAAAUCUGUUGGACAUGAAAAAGCAGAUGAUAUAAAGGGAAUAACCCCUGUUAGAAUGCAGAUGAAAUGGAGGACACAAUAUAAUGGCAUUGACUGUGGUAUAUUCACUAUGCGUCAUAUGGAAUGUUAUCAUGGAGCACCGGUCGAAAAAUGGGAUUGUGGGUUUAACGUGGAAUAUGAAGAACCUGCAAUUAUCAAGAAGGGUAAAAACAAAAAAACCAGUCAACAAGCAGACCGCACAACUUGA
Helianthus annuus (common sunflower) is the source of this 1893-nucleotide messenger RNA. RefSeq lists its product as uncharacterized. Gene Ontology annotation, biological process: proteolysis. Bases 1 to 1893 code for a protein of 630 amino acids. The record is from RefSeq and is a predicted model, not a curated record. The transcript has 5 exons. Gene Ontology annotation, molecular function: cysteine-type peptidase activity. NCBI's taxonomy places the organism in Eukaryota, Viridiplantae, Streptophyta, Magnoliopsida, Asterales, Asteraceae.